Molecule: messenger RNA, 855 nt
Organism: Rana temporaria (common frog)
Lineage: Eukaryota; Metazoa; Chordata; Amphibia; Anura; Ranidae
Gene: IFT43
Product: intraflagellar transport 43
Exons: 9
Coding region: 202-786 (194 amino acids)
Biological process (GO): intraciliary retrograde transport
Cellular component (GO): intraciliary transport particle A; cilium
Source: RefSeq, a predicted model, not a curated record
AAGGAGGAACGACAUUCAACCAGAGGGGGUAGGAUUGUGGACGGGCCACGCCCUUUCCCAGCCGUCGGUGUUCUGACGGGUCACCAUAUCUGACGGAACACCUGUCCCAAGCAGGGGGCGUUAACUGUUGCUGUGGCUUCCGGAAGAGAGCGCCCCGGUUGCUAUGGAGAUAAGUAAGUGACUGCAGGGACCAACCGGGACAUGGAGGACGUGCUGGAGCUGGGAGAGAGCCGGAGAGCCGGGGGCGCCAGGAUGGGACGUCGCGCUCGAGCUGCUCAGGACAACCAACAAGAUGAUGGAGACUCUUCCCGGAGCUCGGCCUCAAGAGAGGGCCCCCCGAAACCACUGCGGCAGGGAGGAUGGGCAGACGACUCCUCGGGGACCUCCAAGCUGGGAAAGCGUGGUGCGGAGGACGUGGAAGACAGCCGAUUGAGACGGCAAAGUCUGGAUGAGUCGGAUGAGGGUGAAGAUAUUCCGGUGAUUCCAGAUCUGGAGGAGGUUCAGGAGGAGGAUUUAGCCCAGCAAGUUGCUGCACCCCCCAGUGUUCAAGUAAAUCGAGUGAUGACCUAUAGAGACCUGGACAAUGAUCUUAUGAGACACGCCGCUUUCCAGACCCUGGAUGGAGACAUCGAUCUAAAACUCCUCACCAAAGUCUUGUCACCAGAAGGGGAAGUGAGAGAGGACGACGUGCACUGGGACUGGGAUUUGCUUUACACUGAAGUUUGCUCGGAGCUCCAGACGGAGUGGGAUGUGGGGAAGACGGAGGAUGAUGGCUUAGUCUGUUGACUGUAAAGAAAAGUUUAUUUUUCUUUGUACAUAUGCAAUAAACUUUAUUUUAUAUAUUUGUAGAAGGAA